Molecule: messenger RNA, 1683 nt
Organism: Coprinopsis cinerea okayama7#130
Lineage: Eukaryota; Fungi; Basidiomycota; Agaricomycetes; Agaricales; Psathyrellaceae
Exons: 3
Coding region: 99-1577 (492 amino acids)
Molecular function (GO): protein binding
Source: RefSeq, a predicted model, not a curated record
AAUUAACUAUCCUAUGGACAAGUCUUGAUAGGCGCGUUAAACAGGAACACGGAGACAUUCCGACUCCAUUCAAGAACCCCGCGACCUGAUUCAGGACGAUGGAUACGAGAAACCGUGACGAAGACGUCGAUAUUGGCUGUGACUCGGAAGACUCUUUGCUAGACGAAAAGGAACUCUUGAAUACCGACGAGAUGGACCAUUCCGACCGUCCGACCUGGACCAAGGAUGGGCAGUACUACUUUGAAGACGGCAGCUGUGUGAUAUUGAUCAAAGAUACAUUGUUCAAUGUGCAUAGGUCUGUGCUGAGCAAGGAUGGCUCGACGUUCAGUACGAUGUUCUCUCCUCGAGAGCGCCAUAGCAGUCUUGGCCUGCCCGAGGAAGGCAAAUCGGAGGACAACCCAAUCGUCCUCCACGGCGACUCUCCUCAGGAAUUCCGAGACUUCCUCUGGGCCAUGUACGCGCUGCCACAUGAACUCCGGGCUGUCACUUCUCCCACAGCCGACCUCACACAACUUAUCAACAUCGCACGAAUAUCGAACAAGUACGCUUUCAAGUCGGUGGAAACCUGGGCUCUGGAAGCAAUCCAAGACUACGUCAACCGCAAACCAUCGCCUAUCUUGAGCACCAUCCCGAGCCCGGCAACCUACACAUACUCCCCUCCAUCCGAGUCUUCUCCUCAAGACAGCACGGCCCACCUCACCCGUCUGAUAUCACUCGCACAGCUGUGCGGGCAUACACCCCUGCUCGACACGCUAGUCAACUUCCUCCGCGAACUCAUGUCCAGCUCCUUGCACUACGCUUAUCUCGCAAUGACGCUCGCAGACGAGAACAAUCUCCGAAGUCUCCGCGGGGCCGCUUACCUCGAAGUGAUGCAAAAAGCCAAGAUCGUCCCUUCGCUCGACAUCGACCUGGGCCUGCGUACACCCUCUCCCUUGGUAGCAGCAGCAUCAUCAUCAACUUCCAACAGCACCUCGGUUUCACCUCAAGCUACUAACCCUUUUGGCUCGGCCCCAGUUCAGUUUGGAGGUAACAACCACAAUACGCUGGUUGCGAUGGCGAAUGCGAUAGCACCCCUCUCGAAUAUCAACGUUCAGACGACGAUGGCAGCUUCGACCGCAGCUUCAGUACUCUCCCUUCCCGGUGCAACAUCAACUGCAUCCUUGUCCACCACACCCAGUCCAGACCCAUCCUCCAACGUCCCGCUACCUCUGACAUCCACACAGCAACUCCGGCUCCUGAGUGGGUACUACCGCCUCUCAGGUACAUGGGAACAACUCCGUCUCAGCCCUCCGCAUUUCGACCACUCGACGUCGUGUACGGCCACUUGGCACCAACACGGGUGCACGCAAUCCUGGUUGGAGUUUUGGAAGGAGAAGACGAGGAGCGACGCUGUGUUGGGGCUGGGUACGGCGGACGUGAUAGGGAGAGUUAAAGUUCUUCAGAGGGAUUUCGAUCGGUGGGGCACUGCGACGUAUAUGCACCCGGAUUGUAGGGUCCCAGCGAAGAAGGCUUUGGCGGAGGUCGUGAGGAAGGUGGAAGACGCUUUGGGGGACUAUUUCAGUGAAUCGGGAAAAUGAAGUCCUAGUUCUUUGCUUGGGAAGUCCUCACCCUUUUGCUCAUCUAUGAUCAUUGUACUUUAGUUAACUAUCACCUGUACUAUAGCUCGUAUUUCGGCGCUUUCAA